This is a messenger RNA of Cryphonectria parasitica EP155, 972 nucleotides long. Its product is annotated as RNA-binding domain-containing protein. Gene Ontology annotation, cellular component: ASAP complex; cytoplasm; nucleoplasm. The transcript has 3 exons. Lineage: Eukaryota; Fungi; Ascomycota; Sordariomycetes; Diaporthales; Cryphonectriaceae. Gene Ontology annotation, molecular function: RNA binding. The record is from RefSeq and is a predicted model, not a curated record. Gene Ontology annotation, biological process: mRNA splicing, via spliceosome. Bases 1 to 972 code for a protein of 323 amino acids.
AUGCCAUCGCCAUCAGGAUCGCUCUCACGCUCGCGAUCAUGGUCCCGUGACGACCUGCCUCGUUCGCGCAGCCGCUCUCGUCGCUCGCGCUCGUACCGGUCGCGAUCCAGAAGCAGGUCUCAAUCCAUUUCGCGCCGUCGCUCUCCACCACGUCGCAAUGGCCGGGAUCGCAACAGCCGGAGCCGUACUCGGAGCCGAAGUCGAAGCCGCAGCUAUGACAGGGACGAUGAUAGGAUGCGAAGCCUGAGCCGUGGUCGCAGUCGCUCCCGCAGCGAGAGCCCGCUUAGGAGUACAAAGAUUGUUGUCGAGCGAUUGACCAAGAAUGUGACUGAGGAUCAUUUGCGCGAAAUCUUUGGUCAAUACGGUGACAUUGACGACAUGGACGUGCCUCUGAGCCGACAAUAUGGUACCAAUCGCGGAGCUGCCUACAUCCUCUACGUGAACGAGACCGACGCUGAAUCCGCCAUUGCACAUAUGCACGAAGCACAACUGGAUGGUGCCACCAUCAGCGUCUCGAUAGUCCUGCCGCGCCGAAAGUUCUCUGCCCCGCCACCAACAGCUACCCGUGGAGCCAACUUCGACCCUAGGCUUCCGCCUCCAGGUCGUGGCCCCCGAGGCCCCCGUGGCCCGCCAGGUUUCGAUGGUGGUCCACGUGGUCGAGGCCCACGGGGAGGCGGCCGAUAUGGUCGUGGUGCGCCUCCAUCUGACACUUGGCGGCCGCGGUCCAUUUCAAGAUCAAGAUCUAGAUCCAGGUCCCCUGCCGCCUCCACAAGGGGUGGACGAUACCGCGCACGAUCGCCAUCCUACUCGCGCAGCAGGUCGCGCAGCUCACCACCAUCGCGGCGCGGCAGAGGCAGGCGGUACGAGGACGACUACAACCGGCGGCGUAGUCCUAGUCGCGAAAGCUAUGAGAGCUAUGGUGGCCACCGAGCAGGCAGAAGCCGUUCAAGAGACCGAAGGAGCCAUCGUUGA